This is a messenger RNA of Brassica rapa (field mustard), 17246 nucleotides long. RefSeq lists its product as uncharacterized. Lineage: Eukaryota; Viridiplantae; Streptophyta; Magnoliopsida; Brassicales; Brassicaceae. The record is from RefSeq and is a predicted model, not a curated record. Gene Ontology annotation, molecular function: zinc ion binding; nucleic acid binding.
AACCCACGUUUUAAAAGUGUAAGAAUUUUUUAUGCAAAUCUAAUAUAGAAAAUCAAUAUAUUUUUAACAUUUUUUAUAUGAAGUGUUUCAACAUUUUUAUUUUAUAGUAUUUGAAAAAUAUAUAAUUAUAUCAACUUUAUUUAUAUUAAAUAAGAAAAUUAUAUAAAAUAUUAUGUUAUUUUGUUUUUUAAUUAUUUUAAUCUGUUUUCUUAUGAAAUUUUAAUAAAAUUUCUGUAAUCCAUUUGAUUAAUUGUAUGAUAUAUACUUUUUUGAUAAAUGUUUAAUUAUAAAACUUAUUUGACGCCAAUUUUGAUUUUAACAUUUUAUUUUGUUAAAACUUAUUUGAUGUCAACUUAAAUCAAACAUAAUCUCGCGUACAUCAUUAUUAAUUAUAUACUUUUAAGAAUAAAAAUAAUCUAAGAAUAAGAAUCUUAUAUGAAAGUUUUACUAAGUUUAAAUGCAUGCAAUUUUUGUUCAUGAAAAUAUAAAUAAAAUAAUUAAUUAAUUUAAUUAAUUUUAUAUUAAACAAAUAAAAUGUUAGAACCAAUAAAUUGACAUCAAUUAAUCAAAUAAGUAUAUGUCACACAAUUGAUAUAAGAUGUUAGAGCCAGUAAAUUGACAUCAAUUAAACAUAUACUUCGUAUACCUAGAUAUACAUUUGUUUAGUUUGCAUGGUUAACCAUGUGAUGGCUAAUAAUACUUCAUGUAGUCAGUAAUUAUUUUUUCUAAUAAAAACAGUGUGUCACUUAUCUUAUAAUAGUCUAUGUUUCUUAUAAUUAUGUAUUAUGAUAUAUACUUACACUACAGGUUACAAGCGUCUUUAUUCUGGUGAUGACUGUUUAUUUUUCUACUAAUCUAGUACUGGAUAUUCAAAAGCGUUUUACAAAAACCAAUUUGGUUUUAUUUUGUUAACCCAAGAAACAAUUUCCAGUAAUCAAGAACAAGAUUUGAGUUGCGCCAAGUGCAGAAUUACCAUCUUUGAUUCAAUAAAGUUAAACUAAUUUUGAAUGGUAGAUAUUUAAAGAGCAUAAAGCCUGUAAAUUGAUAUUGAUUAUAUUGUCCAAACAUAAUUAUAUAUAAAGAUAUUAAAUUCUCAAAGCAUAAUAUUUGUUAUAAACAAAAUUUUAGACAAGUUAUGGUCGAUUUGUUCAAAACAAAAAAAAGGCAAGUGAUGGUGCAGAUGCAGUACGUUAUAGUAAUUAGCUUGUGAAUUUGUGUUGUUAUCUAAAUAUGUAUGUCACAAUUUAUGUUAAAUGUAACCGAAAAUUCAAUAUAUAUAAAUUAAUUAAGCUAUAUUUUAAAUUUUAAAGAGGAGACAAAUCAAUAUUGAAUAUAUAUAUUCAUAUACAAAAUGUUUUUUCUAUUUUAAAAACUACACAAUUCAACAUGUAUGGACCAGUUUUUGUUCCUAAAGUAAAUGCACUAGAUCAUAUUAUACCCACCACGUUUUCCUUCUUUGUCCUCAAGUUCAUAAAAAUCCGAGGACAUAUGGACAAGAUCUUUGUCCAUUUUGAAAUUUGUGAAAGAGAAAUCGUUUUAGAUGGGAGCAAGCAGAUAACAUACUGUCCAGACAUGUGUGGUAAAAAUUAGGUUACACAAACAAUUUGAGGUUGAAGUUUCAAAUUUGAUUGGACUCAAAAAGGAAUCUAUGAGUUUGGUCACCCCAUGCUUUUACGACCAGAUGGAUACGAUCUUUUUUUUGAAUGAAUGUUAAAUUUCAUAAAAAACAUCCUUCUUACAUCAAGUGCAACUUUUAUAAAUAAACUGACUCAUUUACCAUUUAGACUCCUAGCACCAAAAAAAUAUUCACAAUCUUGUACUAAACCAAAAUUGCAGCACUUCUUCCAUACCUCUUCUCCCUUUUUCUCUCACUAGGCUUAGCUUGUUUUUGACUCUUUUAUCUAUCAUUUUUUAAAGCAGACAACAGCAUCGGCUUGUCAUCAUGCUUUAUCUUGUUUCUUUCCCUCCAUAGUGUAUGAACAGCUGCCUGAAAAGCAUAUCGAAUGCACAAUAGCUUUUUCUUUUCCAUAGACAAGUCAUUGAUCAACCUCACGAUUGCAUACCAUCUGUAGUGUAAUCGUUGCAUAGAAUCCCCUUCACCAGAUGUUCCCAUACUUGAGAGGACAAUGAACACUCAAAAGUAUAGAUGAUCUCUUGACUCAGGAGCGUUCUUGCAUAACACACGGAUCAAGCAUCUUGACAUCCACAUUCUUGAAUAUUAAGACAAAUAACAAAGAAAAGAACAAACAACGAUUCCGUUCAUCAAAGACGUUUUUACAACAACAAGAGCACUUCGAGCGAUUGCUUUGAUUUGAUUAAUCAAGAACUCACUAAUUUAAACAAUCGUCAUCUGCCUAAAACAUUUGUUGUAGAUCUAAUAUCAGGCCCUCAUUUAUUAAAAUAGGUCUAGGUAUUUUAUCUGUACCCGAAAAAUCAAACUAUAACCGAUACAAAAAUAUCCGACCGAAACCAAACCGAAAUUUAUAAGUACCUAAUUGAGUCUAAAAUUCAUAUACACAAAAAAAUGCAACCGAAAAAAAAAACAAACUUGAAAAGAACAAGAACCGAUUCAUACCGACAUAAAAACAUAAAAAUCUAAAAUUAUGAUUUUACUUGUUCUAUUUUAUAUAUUUUAGUUUAAAUUUUAGUUGAAAUGUAUUUUUAUUAGCAGUCUUCAUUAUUAUUUUUUGUAAUAUUUUCAAGUAAUAUGAAACUAUAAAUGUUAAAUUUAGAGUUUAAAAUGUUUGAUUUCAAUUAUUAAUAAAAUGUUUUAGUUGUUUUAGAAAAUUUAAGGUAAAUAUGAUGGAUUUUGAUAAAAUUUUGAUGGAAUUCGUGUAUUUCAUUUAUUUUUAGAUCCUAAAUACCCGACCUGUUACGAUCCAAAUAUUACAAGCAUUUUACAGGUACUUUAGUUAUAGACUCAAACCGAUCCAAAUCCAUGAAGAACCGAUCCAGACCCAAACCAACAAAUUUCAAGUACCUAGUUGGAUUCAAAUUUUUAGGAUCCAAAAGAUCCGGAUCCGAAAGAAACCAAUAUGCUGUUCCGAACCCGCAUGCUUAUAUUAAAAUAUCAUAAAAAUACAAACUUAAUGAGCUGAAAUAUAAUAGAAAAGUCCACUAAGAAAAAGAAACACGUGCGGGAUAACAAAAAAAAAAGUACACAGUGAUACCUCUUAUUAACUAUAUAAAUAUAAGUAUGCUAUGAAUAAAUUACUUAUCAUCGUUCUAAAGCCAUAAAUAUAAUCUAGAUCAAGAGUUAAAUGAGUUACCUCCCGAUCAAAUAUAAAAAAAAUUAUAAAAUAAUUAUAAAAUAAAAUAUAUAAUAAAAACAUUUUUCGUAAUAUAAUUUAAAAUAUAAAUAUUAAAAUUUCAAUACAUUAAUAUUAAAUACUGAAUAAAACCAACAGCUAAAACUAAAUUAUAUCAAAGCUAAAUCAGUGAUCCAAAAUCUAUUCCACAUAAGAGUUUUGAGGUUAUUUUACAUCAAAAAGCCAUAAAUAUAAUAAUAUGGAUCCAUAAUUACGUUAAGAAAAACAACAAUGUAAUAUCGAUGUUGAACAUAUGUACUGAAGAUGUUAUCCCUCUCUAUUAUUAAAAGAGAAGUAUCCAUUAGAAAAUAUCCCUUAAUUUUUAAAGUUAAUUACACUUCUAUGCCACUAAGAAUUAAAUUGAAUUUCCUAUUUUAAUGCUUGUCUUUUUCAGUUAGAUUAAUGUGUUUUCCUUAUCCCCUAUAUACUAAAGCGCAAGUCGUCUGGCCAGUCAGAUUCUGCCACAUAUUUAUUGUUCAAUUUUUUUUAAAAAAAUACUAAAUUAAAUAAAGAAUUCUGAUACAAUCAGUUUAUUUGCAGUUAGAUCAAAAAUAAAAAUAAAGUGAUGAUAAAAACAAAAAGAAAGCAAAAAUCUUUUUAUUUGUCUCAAGACUAUCAACCGUUUCAACCACUAUCUCCAGCUUCUUCUCAUACACUACGUCAACUUCUCCAAAUAGUUUAAUUUAUUCCACGAAAACAUAGCAGCUGAUGUUCAUAUUUGUUUUCUCUGAGAAAGAUGUGUUAGAACUAUUUUUUAACAUUAUGAAUAGUGUAUUCAUAUGUCAAAAAUGAAGUUUUAUUUGAAUGAGAAAUGGAGGUCUAAUGUGUGUGAUUUGAAAAUUUGUAUAAAGUAACAAAUAUAUACAUUGGAUAUAUGAACUUGGAUUUGGGUUUUCUGAUUUGUUAGUUGGACUUCAUGUUCAUUAACUUAAUCUUAUAAACUAAAUAUAUGUUGAUCUUUUAUAUUGAUAAAAUAUAAAAAAAAAAUCCAUUUUAAAGUAUAUUAUUUAGUUUGAAUUGGUCAAACCAUAAUAAUUUUGCUCUUUAAUUUUUUGGUCAAAAUGUAGAAUAAAUUCACAUAAUAAUUGACAAGAAUUAAAAACUCCAUUAGUGCACCAUGGAAGUUUCAUUUUUGUAUUGAAAAAUGAAACUUGUAUUUCUCGUUAUAUUUCUAUAAAAUGGCUUGUUAGCAUUAUAGAAAAGACAUACAUUCAUACAAUCAAGAAAUUUUUCUCCUCACUCAGAAUAGUUAUGCUAGUAUUUUUUUUUAUUUUGAGUCUGAGAGUACAUCACAGAAAUAGGUUCGAUAGAUUCUGUUUUUCGGUGAUGGUAAACAUAAACAAUGCUGCAGUUGUAUCUUGGGAAUCUGAGCGCCAUAAAAUUGUCACACUACAGGGCGUUUAAAGAUUUAAGGAAAGAGAUUAAUUAUCUCGACUCUGCAAUUCUUCUUUAUUUUUAUAUUUCGGUAUUGAAAUUUUAGUUUAUGUUCUUAUUAUUCUUUACAAAUAUCAGUUGUCCUAUGAUAGUAAAAUAAGGUUCCUACACUCUUAAAUCUUUAAAUAUUGUUUAUGCUUUUGCACUAACAAUACUGAUAUUUGUUAAAAGUUUUUAUAUUUAAGAACAGGUUAAAGAUGCCGGAAUCAGAUCUUGUUUUAUCAUAAAAACAGGAAUUCGAGAAGUCAUGGUGAUGGAAAAUCAAUGUUAUGAUCUUUUCAAAUCGAUCAUGCGCAGGGAUCAUUUAUAAUAAUCUUAGCUAUUGCUUUUCUCUGAAUCUUCUUUAUCAUCAAGCGUUGAUCAUUAGUUAAAUAUUUUCUAAAAGAAAAAAAAAAACCAAUUUUAUUUGAUCUGUCUGUUGACGUGUUGAAACCGUCGUGUUGCACUUUCGCUUUGAUUUUUUAAAUUAUUUUGGAAUAAAAAAUGUGACUUGUAUGAUCUAGUUUUGCUUUACUUCUGGUUUAGCCAUGCUUAUACGACUGGUUUUUAUCAAAAUUCAAGCGUUUGAUCUUUGCAUAUAUUAGCAAGUGUGGAGCGUUUGUUCUUGUGGUUUUUUUUUUUUAAAUCUUUUAAUGCAUUUACUUUGUGUAUUUGUUUUGCAUUUAAGUGUGAUCAAAUUCGUCAGUUUACAUGAUCAAAUAAUUUAUUUGUUCAAAAUCGUUACUGCUUUGACUUGGCUAAAAAUAAUUAUUUGUUUUAAUAAUCAAGAAUGCUAACGUUUUUGAUUUCUGUUUCAGAUUUUUUGGAACAACUUAAUUUGAUUAUUAAGUGUUUGAUCAAGAGAAAAGAACAAUGAUUCAAGUUUCAAAUAUGGUGAAACCAUAGUCAUAAAUAACAUUUUGAUUCUUAAAGAAUCAUGUUAUAUGGAUGGAAAUGGAUUUUGUGAGCCGACGUUCCAAAUUAAGUUUGGGAGAGGUCUGCCACAUAUAAAUCAUUUGCCGUAGGAAAUAAAAUGUUUGUUGAUAUUGAUCAAAAACAUUUAUAUUUCAUCAAUGUUUAAAUGCAAGUUACAAGAAGAUUGACCAUGCAAAAACAAUGAGAAUUUUUAGACCAAUAUGACUGAAACUGACAAGUGUAUUGUAGUUUAUAAAGUCAAUAUGGUUGAGAAUAAUCAUAUAAUGGUCUUGAUGGAAAAAAUAAUAUCUUGAAAUGAUAUGUGUAUUUGCUAAAAAGCAAAAUAUGUGUUUGGAAAGAUCCAAAACAUACAAGUUGGAUUUAUAAAUCAAUUUGAGAGAACUAUGAAAAUAAAUGUAUGUAAAAUAUGAAUUUCUAAGAAUGAAAUACAUUUCUGAAAUUACUUUUUAUUCAUUUAAAUCUAAAAGAGUUGUAGAUCAAUUUUCUAAACUCUUAAGAAAUGUUAAAUGUAAUUAAAUAUGCAUAUUCUUGUUAUCUCAAGAAAUGUGGGGGAAUUUUGCAUACCAUAUAAAGUUGUUGGCAAGAGGUCAAAUGAACUUAGUGAUAGUUAUCACAAUGUGAUUUUUCUUUUUUAGAAAAAAAAAACUAGUGUCAUAUACUGAGUUUUGUGUAUAAUGGUUAAUUGUAUCUUGAAUAAAAGAUGACAAAAAUCAUUAGACAAUUGAUCUCGACAAAUCUCAGGAGAUUAUGUUCAUUUUGAUGACAACCUAGGAUCCUUAUAUUAAAGGUGUGUCAUGAGAUCAAGUUGUUAUAUCAUCUAAAGGAAUGGGUAGCCUGUGAAUUAAGAUGAGGUUUCGCGGUAACUCUACCUAACUGACUAGAGAUCCCAAGAAAUAGGUUCAAGGAGACAACUAAGUGAAACUAAGUCUGCCCAAAGCACUGUAAGACUUCGGUCUAUACCCAGUUCCUAUGAUGAUUAAACAGUGCUACAUGUAAGGAAUAUAGGAUAAGCAUUAGCUUUUAAUGAUUUGUGUCCAUUGUUUUGAAAUAUGAAUGGAGUAGUACAUGAUACUCCUCUAAACAAAACUAAUGGCAAAUCACCUUGUGUGUGUAAAAUGGGGCCGUUUCUAGGAGAAUGAAGGAAAUGCUAUAUUCUCCAAGUUCACUCAUGAUUAACCAGGACUGUUCACGGCCAAAAUGAACACAAUAGAAAACCUAGUUCUGUGAGAGAAUGAAGCUGUGUUAUAGCUAUUGUCUAGGUUUACACCAAAGCCCGGGAGGUUCAAGACAUCAUGGCCACCUCCUGGCCGAGUAAAUCCGAUAGCUAUUAACAAUGACUGGUUCAAGGCUGAAAAAUUGCUACCAACUCAUCAUGCAGUGGAUUUUUCGUUUGUACUCUCAAAAGUCCUUAAGUCGAGUCUUGUCUAGGAAGUCAAGUAUGUUGAGUCGUCUAGUGUCUAGAGUCAUUUCUAUUCAUGUGGGGGAUUGUUAGAACUAUUUUUUGAACAUUAUGAAUAGUGUAUUCAUAUGUCAAAAAUGAAGUUUUAUUUGAAUGAGAAAUGGAGGUCUAAUGUGUGUGAUUUGAAAAUUUGUAUAAAGUAACAAAUACAUACAUUGGAUACAUGAACUUGGAUUUGGGUUUUCUGAUUUGUUAGUUGGACUUUAUGUUCAUUAACUUAAUCUUAUAAACCAAAUAAAUGUUGAUCUUUUAUAUUGAUAAAAUAUAAAAAAGAAAUCCAUUUUAAAGUAUAUUAUUUAGUUUGAAUUGGUCAAACCAUAAUAAUUAUGCUCUUUAAUUUCUUGAUCAAAAUGUAGAAUAAAUUCACAUAAUAAUUGACAAGAAUUAAAAAACUCCAUUAGUGCACCAUGGAAGUUUCAUUUUUGUAUUGAAAAAUGAAACUUGUACUUCUCGUUAUAUUUCUAUAAAAGGACUUGUUAGCAUUAUAGAAAAGACAUACAUUCAUACAAUCAAGAAAUUUUUCUCCCAUUCAGAAUAGUUAUGCUAGUAUUUUUUUUAUUUUGAGUCUGAGAGUACAACACAUAAAUAGGUUCGAUAGAUUCUGUUUUUUGGUGAUGGUAAACAGAAACAAUGCUGCAGUUGUAUCUUGGGAAUCUGAGCGCCAUAAAACUGUCACACUACGGGGCGUUUAUAGAUUUAAGGAAAGAGAUUAAUUAUCUCGACUCUGCAAUUCUUCUUUAUUUUUAUAUUUCGGUAUUGAAAUUUUAGUUUAUGUUCUUAUUAUUCUUUACAAAUAUCAGUUGUCCUAUGAUAGUAAAAUAAGGUUCCUACAAGAUGAUCAUAUUUGUUUUCUUUGAGAAAGAUGCAUCUUCAAUCUUAUGGGGACUGUAAAGGUUUUGAAGCGGUAGAAACGGUCACUUAAAAAAAAAUAAGUGAAAGUUAUAGUUGGCUUUGGGAAAUACCUUGGUAUCCAUUGGUUGGUGGUGCCAACCAGUUUAUUUUUGUUUAGGAAAUGAGUUAGUACAGAAUCUUUCUUUUAUUCUCAACAUUAGAUUAUUUUUUGUUGUGUAGUUUUGAUUUAUUUCUAUAUUUUUACUUUUCUUGCAGAGGAAUGGUUCUUCCUCAAACCAAAAUGGCUCCACUACAACCGCAGAUGAAGAAGCUGGCAACACCAUUUCAUCUCUUUUUUUGUUUUAGAGUUAUGUUCCGAUUAAAGUUGAUGAGAGUUCAUGAAGAAUGGAUGAGAAGAUGGACUCCAAUUUACCAAGAUAUCUCAACCCACGUGCUGCUCAUGAUUUGAUUAAUAGGUCAGAUGCAAAACCUUGAUUAGUAUUUUCUUUUUCUUUUCUCUCUUUGCUCUUUAACUAUCAAACAAUGCUGAAAACUCUUAAGAUUGAUAAAUUUUCAAUAGUAUUUUAUAUAAUGCUUUAACAAAAAAAAGUAUUUUAUAUAAUGACAAAUAUCAUGGGUAGUUUAUAUAUAUAAGCAUGUACUGGUCGAGGCUAUUCUGUUUACAUCUAUAAUAUUAUAUUAUAUAUUGGUCAAUUAAUUAUAAUACUUAAAUUAUGUAAUAUUCUUCUUAGUAUUUAUUUUACAGCAUAGUUAAAAUAUCAUAUUUUCAUCCAAACAAUCCUUUAAUUAAUUGUUCAAAUUAAAUUUCAUGUAAAAUCAAAAUUGAUUUUUAUGGUUACACAAUUAAUUGAACGAACUGAACGGCUUUGUUACUAAUUUAUAGAUAAAAAAAACUAGCUCUUAAUGGAGAACAAAAUUCUCAAAUGUGAUUAUUAUAGAACUCAAGCAUUAUCUACAAAUAUUACAAUACAUGGAAAUUAACAGCUGACAAUUAAUUUUGCUACAAAUCAUACUAUUUUUAACAUAAUAAAUUAAUAAUUAUUUUCCCGUACGUAGUAUGGGGUAGUAUACUAGUUCAAAUAUAAACUUAAUGUCAUUAAAUGAACCUACCUAUUUUAAUGUUUGUCUUUUCCAGUUAAAUUAAUGAGUUUUCCUUAAUCAAAUUUAAACUUAAUGUCAUUUAAUGAACGUAAAAAUACAUCAUAUUUAACGUAGCUUAUUACGGACGAGUACAACCCAACAAUGAACUUGAAUUUUAUUUUUACGAAAACGUGAAUCACUUGACAUAUGUAAUAUUUAAAAUAUAUUUACAAUAUAACAAGUGCAUAUAACCUAACUAUACUUUAGUUUGAAAUGAUCAUGCUCAAGUUUUAUAUAAUCAACUUACAUCAUGCAUCUAUCGAUGAACAAUAUUCAAACCACCUAUAGUUUUCGUUUUCUUUAUAGAAUGUAUCAACCAACCAAUCAUCCUAUUGAUUUUCUAAACUUUAUAAAAAAACAAAUCAAUAAAUACAAACUCAAAAUCCAAUAUCUUUUAUUAAUCAAAACAAAAUAUCUUCAAUGUCGUAUCCUUAAUGUACUUAUUAAAUAUAGAAACUAUAACCAUAAUUACAAUAAUUAUAAGAAUAGAUUUGAUUCCAACCAAUUGAUCUAUUACUUUGGUAAUUGAUUUGCUUGCAGAAUAGAAAACAAUAAAUUUCAAAUUUGUAAGAAUAUAAAGAUAUAGAGAUUCCAACCAAUUGCCUAUAUUUGCGUAUGAUUUUCGCAUAAUAAGCUUCAAAUUGAACAUUGAAAAAUAUAUAAAGAUUUAUUUUUAAUCUCUUACCGACACAGAACUUAAACAAAACGAAGAGUUAAAUGUAAUUUUUUUUGUUACACUUCCCGGAAAAAACGGUUACAACAUGGGCUUUCAUAAUAUGGCAUUUUAACAUAUUAAUGUUAUGGACAUUUAAUAAUUAUCUUGACAAAAAACAAAGACUAUAAAUAAUUUAAUAUUAAUAAAAUUAUGAAAUUAUUUAUAAUUUGAUGACUAAUUCAUCGCCCUUUUUAUAUGUUAAAUUUUUCAUAGAAGUUUAAAAAUAAUUGUAUUUCCUUUAAACAUGUAUAACUGAUUUAUAAUCUUUUAUGCCAUACUAAGUCAUAAUAUAAUAUUUCUUCAUAUUUUACAUUAAUAACCAUUAUUUUUAUAUAUCGUCUAUAAUUCUUUAAUUACGUCUAUUUGUUCAAUUUUUUAUAUGAUAUUGAAUAUUCGUCGUAAAUAGAUGGUUUACGAUGCCAAAAAAUAUUUAGUUGGUGAAUAUAAUACAUCAAAUAUUACAAAUACAUCAUUUAGUUAAAUAAAUAACCAAAAACCAAAAAUUCAUACCCGCGCUAGCGCGCGGGUCAGGGUCUAGUUAUAUAUUAAAGGAAAAGCAUUGUAAUAAAUACGUUCACACUAAAAGGGACACAUGUCACAUGUAGAGAGCUUCUCUGCCAAACUCUACAUAAAUAUGUUCACACUAUGUAUUUUAUGUUUUUUAAUAUAAAACUCACAUGCAUGGUUUUUGUUUACGUUAUUUUUACCGUUUACGAAUAGGCCUGGACAAAUUAUUUAUAAAUUUUGAUUCAAUUUGUUAUCCGUUUUGAUUCGAACCAAAAAAAUCCAGAUAUCCGUUACUCUACGAAACAAAUUAAAUACUAAACUCCAAUAUCCGUUAAAAAACAAAUCACAAAUAUCAAUAUUUAUAGGAAGAGAUAUCCAAUUUUUUCGAUUGGUAGGCGGAUCUUUAUUAAGUUUUGGUUGGGCCUUUAACAUUUUAAGCCCAGUAAUUCUUUAUAAAUAAAGUAGACUUUCGUCCCUCCUUGGGGCAAAUGAUGACACAUGUCGAUCAUACAGUCAUUGCGUUUUGUUUCGUUCUUUUUUCGAUUGGUAGGCGGAACUUUAUUAAGUUUUGGUUGGGUUUUUAACAUUUUAAGCCCAGUAAUUCUUUAUAAAUAAAGUAGACUUUUGUUCCUCCUUAGGGCAAAUGAUAACACAUGUCGAUCAUACAGUCACUGGGUUUUGUUUCGUUCUUUUUUCGAUUGGUAGGCGGAUCUCUAUUAAGUUUUGGUUGGGCUUUUAACAUUUUAAGCCCAAUAAUUCUUUAUAAAUAAUGUAGACUUUGGUUCCUCCUUGGGACAAAUGAUGACACAUGUCGAUCAUACAUUCACUGCGUUUUGUUUCGUUCUUUUUUCGAUUGGUAGGCGGAUCUCUAUUAAGUUUUGGGUGGGCUUUUAACAUUUUAAGUCCAAUAAUUCUUUAUAAGUAAAGUAGACUUUCGUUCUUCCUUGGGGCUAAUGAUGACACAUGUCGAUCAUACAGUCACUGCGUUUUGUUUCGUUUUUUUUCGAUUGGUAGGCGGAUCUUUAUUAAGUUUUGGUUGGGCUUUUAACAUUUUAAGCCCAGUAAUUCUUUAUAAAUAUAGUAGACUUUCCUUGGAGCAAAUGAUGACACAUGUCGAUCAUACAGUCACUGCGUUUUGUUUCGUUCUUUUUUCGAUUGGUAGGCGGAUCUCUAUUAAGUUUUGGUUGGGAUUUUAGCAUUUUAAGUCCAAUAAAUCUUUAUAAGUAAAGUAGACUUUCGUUCUUCCUUGGGGCAAAUGAUGACACAUGUCGAUCAUCCAGUCACUGCGUUUUGUUUCGUUUUUUUUUCGAUUGGUAGGCGGAUCUUUAUUAAGUUUUGGUUGGGCUUUUAACAUUUUAAGCCCAGUAAUUCUUUAUAAAUAUAGUAGACUUUCGUCCCUCCUUGGAGCAAAUGAUGACACAUGUCGAUCAUACAGUCACUGCGUUUUGUUUCGUUCUUUUUUCGAUUGGUAGGCGGAUCUUUAUUAAGUUUUGGUUGGGCUUUUAACAUUUAAAGCCCAGUAAUUCUUUAUAAAUAAAGUAGACUUUUGUUCCUCCUUGGGGCAAAUGAUAACACAUGUCGAUCAUACAGUCACUGAGUUUUGUUUCGUUCCUUUUUCGAUUGGUAGGCGGAUCUUUAUUAAGUUUUGGUUGGGCUUUUAACAUUUUAAGCCCAGUAAUUCUUUAUAAAUAAAGUAGACUUUCGUUCCUCCUUGGGGCAAAUGAUGACACAUGUCGAUCAUACAGUCACUGCGUUUUGUUUCGUUCUUUUUUCGAUUGGUAAGCGGAUCUUUAUUAAGUUUUGGUUUGGACUUUAACAUUUUAAGCCCAGUAAUUCUUUAUAAAUAAAGUAGACUUUCGUCCCUCCUUGGGGCAAAUGAUGACACAUGUCGAUCAUACAGUCAUUGCGUUUUGUUUCGUUCUUUUUUCGAUUGGUAGGCGGAUCUUUAUUAAGUUUUGGUUGGGUUUUUAACAUUUUAAGCUCAGUAAUUCUUUAUAAAUAAAGUAGACUUUCGUUCCUCCUUGGGGCAAAUGAUGACACAUGUCGAUCAUACAGUCAUUGGGUUUUGUUUCGUUCUUUUUAUGAUUGGUAGGCAGAUCUUUAUUAAGUUUUGGUUGGGGUUUUAACAUUUUAAGUCCAGUAAUUCUUUAUAAGUAAAGUAGACUUUCGUUCCUCCUUGGGGCAAAUGAUGACACAUGUCGAUCAUACAGUCACUGCGUUUUGUUUCGUUUUUUUCGAUUGGUAGACGGAUCUUUAUUAAUUUGUGGUUGGGCUUUUAACAUUUUAAGCCCAGUAAUUCUUUAUAAAUAAAGUAGAUUUCCGUCCCUCCUUGGAGCAAAUGAUGACACAUGUCGAUCAUACAGUCACUGCGUUUUGUUUCGUUCUUUUUUCGAUUGGUAGGCGGAUCUUUAUUAUGUUUUGGUUGGGCUUUUAACAUUUUAAGCCCAGUAAUUCUUUAUAAAUAAAGUAGACUUUCGUCCCUCCUCGGAGCAAAUGAUGACACAUGUCGAUCAUACAGUCAUUGCGUUUUGUUUUGUUAUUUUUUCGAUUGGUAGGCGGAUCUUUAUUAAGUUUUGGUUGGGCUUUUAACAUUUUAAGCCCAGUAAUUCUUUAUAAAUAAAGUAGACUUUCGUUCCUUCUUGGGGCAAAUGAUGACACAUGUCGAUCAUACAGUCACUGGGUUUUGUUUCGUUCUUUUUUCGAUUGGUAGGAAGAUCUUUAUUAAGUUUUGGUUGGACUUUUAACAUUUUAAGCCCAUUAAUUCUUUAUAAAUAAAGUAGACUUUCAUCACUCCUUGAAUCAAAUGAUGACACAUAUCGAUCAUACAGUCACUGGGUUUUGUUUCGUUCUUUUUUCGAUUGGUAGGCGGAUCUUUAUUAAUUUUUGGUUGGGCUUUUAACAUUUUAAGCCCAACACUUUGGAAUUUGGUUUGCUGAGGUUUUGGGAACCGAGGAAUGUGGGUAAAGGUGGUGAACUGAUGAGUCUUGACAUGCUUCUCCUUGAUGAGAACUCUUAUACAAGGAUCCAUUAGUGCAAACCGCAACUCAGAUUCAGAAACCGUCUCAGUGAAGGAUCUGUGAGGUGACAAGAGUCUUGCGUUAUUGAGAAGCAAGGGAUGUCACGAAAGGUAGAGGAGAGCUUAUGGCCUGUAGAUAUGGAAUUAGUGGAUGAGAAGAAAGAAAACAAGUGUUAUUUUCCAAAUUUUGUCUUCAUGCGUAGAGAGAAAUCAAGUCAGACCACCAGACUCAAACAAGUCAAAACGGAGUGAGCCAGAACUGAAGCUCUUUGCUUACCCUGUGGAAUCUCCACCUUUGGAAACGGUGGCUGUAACCGUUUUAAGAAUCUCUCUUUUCACCAUCGAGCUAUCGUGAAGGAAAAUCUGACAGAGCUUGAAGAUGUAAGAUAUCCGCCCUGAAGUAGUCGCUGACGUAGUUGCUGAAGCAGACGUCGUAGUGAGUGGUGAAGACCAUGUGGAGUCAAGAUGAUGAGGUGGAGUCGUGUAGACUUGGAGAGCAAGGGAGUAUCUUGGAGAUAUGGAAAGAUGAAUAAACUUGAGGAGCAAGUUUAUGACUUAAAGAAAGAGGAAUAAGUGCAUUCCAAAAAAAGGAAAGUUGCACUUAUUGUUAUGGAAGAUGUCCAUACAUGUUGCCUUGGAGACUAGGGUUUCGGGAACAUGGAGAAUAAGUAUAAGAUAGCAAUGGGGUCGUCUGUAGAGACAUAGAGACACGGAGGCUGAUCUUAUAGAGAGAGAGAAGCUCUUGGAAGUGUUCUUGGGUCGUGCUGAAGCAGGGGCUGAAGUACUUGACGGAGAAGAGACAUAAGCGGGUAGCUUAGGAAUCUUUCAGUAGCGUGUGUUAGGGUGUUAACACUGACGUGUAAAAGCUGAAUAAGCAAGUCUUGUAAAGAUUGUUUAAAGGAGAUUCUAAUAAAAGCUUUGGUGUGCUUGUGUGAUUUGUCUCUUUGAUUUACCUUCUGCAUUACCUAUUGUUGUGUCAUCUUGCACUAACAAGUGGUAUCAGAGCGGGGCACCUAAGUUAUCGGUGUAAUCCUGAAAGUGAAGAUGGACACAAUUAUUUCUGUGCAGAAGGCGAUCGUGUUGAAUGCGGACCAAUAUGGUCAUUGGAAGGCUCGCAUGAAGCAGAUGAUUCGAGGAAUCAAUGAAGAUGCGUGGACAGCUGUGGAGACUGGUUGGGAGGAGCCUACCAUAGUCACAGAAGGUGAGAAGAAGCCUAAGCCAAAAGAUGAUUGGUCAGAGCAUCAAAAUUUAAUGCAAAGGCGUUGUCGGUGAUUUUUGGAGCUGUUGAAGCAGAGCAGUUUCAGCUGAUUCAGGGGAGUACUUCGGCUAAAGAGGCGUGGGAGAUCCUGCUGAAUUCGUUUCAAGGUGAUGAGAGUGUCAAGAGGACACGUCUAGAUCAUCUUGGGUCGCAGUUUGAGAAUCUCAGGUGGUCUGAUGAUGAUUCUGUGGCGAGUUUUAAUGCCAAACUCAGUGGUAUGGCGCAUGAAGCAUUUGUACUUGGGAAGAAGUACAAGGAGAAGAAGCUGGUAAAGAAGUUACUACGCUGUCUUCCAACAAAGUUUGGAGCUCACAAGGCGGUCUUACAGAUGACUACAAACACGGAUGAGCUCAAGUUUGACAAGCUUGUGGGUAUGCUGAAGGCACAAGAGAUGGAGACAUACAGUAGUUCAGUCUCUACGUCAGGUGGUGCAUCAAGGAGUAUAGCUCUUGCUGCUGAUAAAGAUGGAGAUAGAUCUCCGAAUAUUGAAGAUGCCAUGGGAAUGUUGGCUAGGAAUCUGAGUAAGAUGAUGAAUUCCUCUGGUGGGAGGAAUCAGUAUGGUCGUCAGGGAGGUGAUCGUGGCAAUAGCAGAAGAAGAGAACGUCUUAGAUGCUAUGAGUGUGAAGGAGUUGGUCAUAUAAAGGCUGACUGUUCUAUAGCACAACGGAGAGAACUUAAGUGUUCUGAGUGCAGAGGUGUUGGACACACACGGCGUGAAUGUCCAAACUCAAAGAAGGAGAAAGGAGUUCCAUUGCAGUCGUCUGAUGAUUCAAAGUCUGAAGAAGAUGGAAAGGUGAUAAAGAACCUUGUUGCAUUUGGUGCACGCAAGGAGGGAUCCAUUAAGUCCUCUGAUUCAGAUCUCAGCACAGAUGAUGAGGAGUAUCACGUGCUGCUUAACAAGUGGUUGAGGGUCAAGGAUCAGAAUCUGAGAUUGGAGGAUAUGGCUCAGAAGCAGAACGAGUUGCUUAAAGAAAUGCUGGAAGAACUUGCGACUGUAAAAGAGAAGAAUGAGUCUUUGGAGCAGGAGGUUAGAAAGUUGAGGAAAGUCCAGCAGAAGGGGUUGCCACGUUUCGUGCAUGGGAGCACAUCAGAAAGUGGAGCCAAAGGAGCUUGUCAAGAAGUACGUCGGGACGUACGACAGGGAGUAAGGCAGGAAGUUCUACAGCGCGUAGCUGUGAGUAACAAGCCGAAAGUAGUACAUCAGUGCAAUAACAUGAAGGUCAGACAGGAGGUUCUGAAGCAUGGUUGUGCAGCUGGUACAAGGAAGGAGACUGAUCGGUGCAUCAGCAACUGUGUCAGGCCAAGCAAGAAGCAGCAUCGGAUGAGCUGUUGGUUCUGUGGGAAGGUUGGACACAAGAAGGUGGAGUGUUUUGCUCGUGAGAAGAGCAGAAACAUGGCCAAGAAGGUGAACAAGACGUUCACUAAGCCCAGGAGGGUUGAAAAGGUGUCCUUAGCCAAGAGUGGCUUACUUGAUGAGAUCAAGGAUGAGACAUCAGAAGAUGGAUGCAGCUCUGUUAGGAGUGAUCUUCAGGAAGAUCAAGAAGCAUCAAGCGUGGAGUCAGGACACGAAGUUGUCUGUGACAAAAAGGGGAAGGAGAUCGAAGUGCGUCAGGAAGUGGUGCGAGAUGAUCUUCUGGGGUGUGAAAUCACUCCAAGACAAUAGCAACGAGUGCAGAGGGCACUCGGUGCGGAUGGGGAAGGGCUCAUGGUCAAGGAGACGACACAUGAAGGAAGCCUGGUCCUCAACAGAAGCUGGUCGAAGGGUAGUUCGACAGGUGCGUCAGAUCGUGAUGCAGUACUUGUUAUUCCGCUGCAGCAGGGGCUGUGUCAUGAUUAUACAUGAAGAAACAGACGGUGGGUCUGUAAGGCUUGACAUCUAAGCAUCUGUUUUAGCUUAGUAUGCAAUCAAGCAGGGGGAGAAUGGUGAUGUUCUGGUCCUUAGUAUGCAUAUCUCAUGGGGGAGAAAAGCAUGGUGUGGUGCACAUCUCGUUGGGGAGAAAAGCACAUUUGGUAUGGAAGUUUCCAGGUGAGGAACGUGGUUGCAACGUGGUUGCUGAACCAGAAGAUUGUUGUGCUUGAUAGGCAUACAAAGCUAAAAGGGGGAGAAUGAAGAUGUAAGAUGUCCGCCCUGAAGUAGUCGCUGACGUAGUUGCUGAAGCAGACGUCGUAGUGAGUGGUGAAGACCAUGUGGAGUCAAGAUGCUGAGCUGGAGUCGUGUAGACUUGGAGAGCAAGGGAGUAUCUUGGAGAUAUGGAAAGAUGAAUAAACUUGAGGAGCAAGUUUAUGACUUAAAGAAAGAGGAAUAAGUGCAUUCCAAAAAAAGGAAAGUUGCACUUAUUGUUAUGGAAGAUGUCCAUACAUGUUGCCUUGGAGACUAGGGUUUCGGGAACAUGGAGAAUAAGUAUAAGAUAGCAAUGGGGUCGUCUGUAGAGACAUAGAGACACGGAGGCUGAUCUUAUAGAGAGAGAGAAGCUCUUGGAAGUGUUCUUGGGUCGUGCUGAAGCAGGGGCUGAAGUACUUGACGGAGAAGAGACAUAAGCGGGUAGCUUAGGAAUCUUUCAGUAGCGUGUGUUAGGGUGUUAACACUGACGUGUAAAAGCUGAAUAAGCAAGUCUUGUAAAGAUUGUUUAAAGGAGAUUCUA